Messenger RNA from Alligator sinensis (Chinese alligator), 4644 nucleotides. It is a transcript of the gene SETD4, whose product is annotated as SET domain containing 4. NCBI's taxonomy places the organism in Eukaryota, Metazoa, Chordata, Crocodylia, Alligatoridae. Gene Ontology annotation, biological process: positive regulation of transcription by RNA polymerase II; peptidyl-lysine dimethylation; peptidyl-lysine trimethylation. The coding region runs from base 141 to 1463 and encodes 440 amino acids. The transcript has 11 exons. Gene Ontology annotation, molecular function: transcription coactivator activity; protein binding; histone H3K36 methyltransferase activity. The record is from RefSeq and is a predicted model, not a curated record.
CCGCGCGGCUGCAGCAGGGCCGGCCCGAGCCGAGCCGGGCCGGGCGGUGAGUUCGGCGCCAAGCGGGAGCGGGCCCACCUCGGGAAGGGAAAGGUUGUGUGCAUAAGCAACAUAUAUUACCUACAGAUCUGAUAUUUAACAUGCAGAAAAGUAGAGGUCGGACAGGUAGAAAGAGAAGAAGAAAACAUUUUAAAGAUUUGCCUUCAGAUGGAGUAAAUUAUAGUCACAAACUGGAAUAUAUACAGCUUAAGAAAUGGCUGAAAGAAAGGGGAUUUGAAGACAAUCAUUUAAAGCCAGCACAAUUUUCAGAUACAGGAAGAGGACUAUUGACCACAAAAGCUUUUCAGGCAGGGGAGUUGAUUAUUUCAUUGCCUGAAAAAUGCUUACUCACCACUGCCACUGUCCUUAAUAGUUACCUUGGGAAAUACAUUGCAAGAUGGAAGCCUCCCCUGUCUCCUUUGAUAGUACUUUGUACAUUUUUAAUAGCAGAGAAACACACUGGGGAAAGAUCUCUGUGGAAGCCUUACCUUGACAUUCUACCAAAGACAUAUACCUGUCCUAUUUGUUUGGAACAAGAAGUAGUGAAACUUCUUCCUGAUCCCUUAAGAAGGAAGGCUCAGGAGCAAAGAACAGCGGUCCAGGAGCUUUACUCCUCUUCCAAGCCUUUCUUCUCUUCCCUGCAGCCUUUGUUAACAGAGAAUGUAGAGGCAGUUUUUACCUAUGAUGCCCUGCUGUGGGCUUGGUGUACCAUUAAUACAAGAACAGUGUACAUGAAACAGCCACAGAAGGAAUGCUUCUCUAGAGAGCCAGAUAUUUAUGCACUGGCUCCUUAUUUAGAUCUGCUCAAUCAUAGUCCACAUGUUCAGGUGAAAGGCACCUUUAAUGAGCAGACGAGAUGUUAUGAAAUUAGGAUGGAUUCACACUGCAGAAAAUAUAAAGAAGUGUUUAUCUGUUAUGGACCUCAUGAUAACCAGCGACUCCUGCUAGAAUAUGGAUUUAUUGCCAUUGAUAACCCACACAGUAGUGUUUAUGUCUCAACAGAUACUCUUCUUAAAUGUGUCUUUCCAGGGGACAAGAAGAGGAAUACAAAACUUUCCAUUCUAAAGGAUCAUAGCCUUUUGGAAAACUUGACGUUUGGAUGGGAUGGGCCAUCUUGGAAACUGCUCACAGCUCUCAAGCUGUUGUGUCUUGGAGCAGAUGAAUUUACUUGCUGGAAGAGAGUGCUACUCGGUGAUGUGAUUUCAUCUGGAAAUGAAGCGAAGGCUUUGAAACUAGCAACAAAAAUAUGUUUUUCUAUAACAGAGGAGACACAGCAUGUCCUUCAUCAGAUUUCUCAUUUGAAAAAGGAUAACGUAAAUCUUGAAGCCCAGCUGGCUUUGAUAAAGGGACUGCGCCUGGAAGACCUAAGGAUCUUGCAAAAGUCAGCAGAGAUUCUGUCCAACUUGAAUGCUACAGCCACUUGACUGCUUGAGAAAGUUGUUCAUGUCUGUUACAACUCAGUGGAUCUCACUGGCCAGGAGCUACAGGCCUGCCUGACUCAGACACCAUAAAUGACCAGUAACUGCAAAAUAAUAAUGUUAAAUUAUGGUGAAAAUGUGUCCAGCUUUGUUUACAUGUAUUCAUACCAGAUAUGGGAUCAUAUUUUGUACUGGAUCACCUAAGAAAUACAUCAUGGAACAGGAGUCGGCAACAUAUGGCCUGUGGGCUAGAUCUGGCCUACAGAAUCUUUGGACCCAGCUGGCAGAUGUGGGGCUUCAGUAACAUUCAGUGGUCAGGAGCACUGGCUAUAGGCUCUGUGCCUGUGCUGUUGUGGGGACCAGCAGUGGCAGCUGCAGAGUCCUAGCGCCUGUCUUCCUCCAAUUUGGAGUGGGUCAUUUUGGCCCUUAGUCAGAAAAGGUUGCCUACUUCUGGCAUAGAUAAUGCAGCUGAAGGGAAAGGGGGACAAACUUAUCUUUCUGUCUCUGAGUCAUUCAGAUUCGGGAGGAUCAGUGUUUGGAACUUUCCACUGCCUAUGGACUGUAUGGGAGCCCAGUAUCUCUCUCUGGGCCCUCCAGCUUACUAAUGACCUCUUUAACUUUCCUGCCAUGCCUUGAUCUUACUUAUAAGUUUAGGAAACUGCCAUAUCUAGUCUUCAUCCUCUCAGGUACUGAUACUGGCUCCUGCACACUUAUGUAGGCAUCCUUUUUGUCUCUCCUGUUAAGGGGUGCCUGCUUGAAUCCUCCCACAAUAGAGGUGACUAGCAGGACCUCUCACACCCUGCAAUUUUACCACUCUUGUAUGGUCCCAGUGAGUCUUUCUUAUUUUCAUAUUCCCCCUUAGACACUCCGUGAAGGAUCAGUCCAUUGGUUCCCUGGGAGCUCUGCAAUUUCUCUCAGCCCUACAGGGGUGUGUCCUUAGGUUGAAGGAGCUGUCUGUUCCUCCCAUAGGCAAUGCUGUGCUCAAAGUCCAUGAGCCCCACAUUUAAAGCAAUGUCCAUGGGUGGAGGGGACCUCUAUCUCUGGGGUUGUCCUGACCUUCUCUCUGUGGGCCUUACUUUCUGUUGGACUGAGUCCUUGGUCAACCUUCCCCAGCUUCCUUAAGUGUUCCCUUCUAACCGUGUCCUGAUCCACUGAAAAAUCUUCAGCGAGCUACACCACUUCUUCCAGUGUUAUGAGGCAGUGUCUCCUCACCCAGUCUCUACCCCCAGUCUCUAAAUCCCACAGUAUUUGUUCUAAUACUGUCUUCUCCACUACUUCCUUGGCUGUUCCUACAUCUAGGUGAUGUCCAUAGGGUCUAACUCUAUGCUUGGGGUUAGUGACGCAUCUGGUCUUUCUAGUCUCUAAAUUGCUGGCAUUGUGACUCUUGCUAUGCCUCUUUAACAUAGUACAACCUGUUUAACUAUUUCAUAGUUGUGAACCUCCUCUUAUGUCAGGACCUCAUAGGCUUGGCCUUCACUUAUUAAGAGUGUGCCUGAUCAUAGUUGGGGGUUGGACUAGAUGACCUUUUGAGGUUCCUUCCAACCCCGAUUUUCUAUGAUUUUAUGGUGUCCAUGAUUCCUUAUCCCACCCUGUUCCCUCAGCUGUCCUUUCAAUGGCUUCCUGGUAGGCCUCUGGCCCUCACCUGUCAUCUUUUCUACUUUGAUGCUGUAAUUCCUUCAUGAGUCUUUUUCCCACCCCUGCAAUGAAGAGGUUAACUACUAGCUUGUGUUGGUGCAUUGCCAAACUUACUGAACUUCCUUUCUUGUAGCCCUGCAGUUUACAGCCCAUAGCACUGCAACUUACUGCCUUGUGGCAUGCACUUGCCCUCUUCUAAGUAACAUGAUUAGGGCCGCUGUUACAUUCCCACAUUGCUUUGGAGCAAUGGAUGGAACUGUAUUGCUAUUCUAUGGGUCAGGCCUGCUUGGCCAUCAUGGCAGGCUCCCUUGUCCGGAAAGACUCAUCGUAGUAGCAUCUGUAGGAACUUGUGCCUCUUAUAUUUACUUGUGAAGAAUGUUAGAAUAGGUCCCAGGAUGUUAAUGGCUUUUGAUAGUCUCCCUUCAUUGUGGGAGAAUCCACUUAUCCUCAACUUCCUUGGUUAAUGAAACCUUUUAUCAGUCACUUAGACUAUAGAAAGGUAUGAUGUAACUAUCACCUAAGCAGCUGCAGGAUGAUACAGGAGCAUGCAUUUAGAGGACUGAUAGGGCAGUGACGUGGUUUCACAUCAAGGAUAGAACACCACCAGUUGUUAUGCUUGUGAACUAUUUUGAGAGAGCCUCACUGAGUGUUGGGAGGCUAACAUGCAGAGAUUUUCAGAAUUUCACAAGCAGCCUGAGAGAAGCUGCCUUCAAAAGGGCAGGGCUGCCUUCUGCUCCCACUUGGAGGCUAGUCCCUGUCCUCAAGGGACACGUCUCUAUAAGUGGGAAUGUGCAUUUCCCUGGGGUUGUGCCACUGCUAGUUGUCCCCAGGGAACACCCCUGCAUGCUUGCGUGGCAAAUUGCCCCAGGUGGGGCAAGGGGAGGCUAGGGCCAGCACCUGGUUUGGCCUCAGCAGCCUGACCUGGGGUCCUGGGUGUCUUCUGGGGCUGCAGCGGCAGCAGUCCAGGCACACAGAGCUUGGCUGGCAACUGGAGCAUGGCUCUGGUUGGCCACGCUCUGGUUUUGGGCAGCGCACGCUGUAGCCACGUGUGGUGCCCUGCUUUUCUUUGGCAAUAUAUAUUUUUGACACUGGGAUUUCCUGGUGUCGAAAAACCCCACUGCUGCAAAUUAGCAGCACAGUGAAUGCAUGCACAUGUGGCUUGUGGCACUGCAGGCAGGUUUGUGGCACUGCAAAUCGCACAUGCACGCUUGUGGGACAUGCCCAUGAGGACUAACUUUUGUGUUUUAACUUGCAUCUGACUGAACCUGAGUUUAGAACACUUUCUUCAUGUCUUGUGUAUCCAAUCUGUGGAGUGGUUUUAUAGAUUUUUAUAUAUUUAUGACAUUUUUACAGAUGUUUUUAUAUGGAAGGAUCUUGGUUCUUCAUUACAUUAUUAGUCACAAUUCAACAAAAGCAUUUAUUUAAAAAUGUAAACAAAAAUGAAUUGUAUAUAACUAUGUGGAAGUAGAAACAAUUGCAAACUCUGUCAUGUAAAAAAAACAGUACUUAAAAGCAGUGCAAGAGUAUAAACUUAUCAAGAACAUGGAGUUUA